Salvia splendens (bonfire salvia) is the source of this 3225-nucleotide messenger RNA. RefSeq names its product protein MAIN-LIKE 1-like. Gene Ontology annotation, biological process: meristem maintenance; meristem development. The transcript has 2 exons. The record is from RefSeq and is a predicted model, not a curated record. NCBI's taxonomy places the organism in Eukaryota, Viridiplantae, Streptophyta, Magnoliopsida, Lamiales, Lamiaceae. Bases 2107 to 2964 code for a protein of 285 amino acids.
UACUUUGCUUUCAGAUUCCUUUUGAUAGGUUAUAUAUAGCCAUAGAGUUAGUUAUCUGUAGCUGAUUGUGAAUUUGAUCAGUAAUAAAAAAUAUCCACUUUCAGCUAUCAUCUUCUUUUCCUUUACUUCAUGGAUUCCGCUCAUAACUUACUAUGGUAUCAGAGCCUAGGUUGAUCAUAGGUUCUGACUUUUGUUUUUCUUCUUUUUCAUUUCUACAAUAGAGUUGUAUUCAAUGGCUGAAAGCGAUGGCUCCAAUGUUGAGAAAAUCUCUCGCUCCCCAUCAUCAAUACCAGUUCUGUCUCAAAUGCAUCUGAUAGCUGGUGAGAGAGCAAGUUAAGAUUUUGUGCGGCUAAAAAAUUUUGUGCGACUGAGAUUGAGACUGGAGGAGAUGGUGUUGAUGAAGAUGGUGAUAGAGCUAGUUGAGAUUGCAGCAAGGAGAUUAGUUGUUGACAUUGAUCAGAUGAGGGCAAACUCAGGUUUGGACCUACAUCAACAGAGGGAGAAUCAUCCACAAAAUUGAUUAGUUUAUGUCAAACUUGCUGAUGUGAAGCAAUCUAAGAAGGAGGAGAAGACUCAAGCCAGCUGGAAAGAUGUACUUUUGGGACCACCUCCGAUGAAGUUGGAUAAGAGAAAAGAGAUGCAGCACAUGGCAUGUGGUCCUGCUAUUCUUGCAUCGUGUUGAAUUGCUAUUGAUUGAUAAUUGUAGUUUGUUGGAGUACUCUGCUUUUUGAUUCCUUUUGAUAGGUUAUAUAUAUAGCCAUAGAGUUAUCUGUAGCUGAUUGUGAAUUUGAUCAGUAAUAAAAAAAUAUCCACUUUCAGCUGUCAUCUUCUUUUCCUUUAAUUCAUGGCUUCCGCUCAUAACUUAUUAUGGUAUCAGAGCUUAGGUUGAUCCUAGGUUCUGACUUUUGUUUUUCUUCUUUUUCAUUUCUACAAUAGAGUUGUAUUCAAUGGCUAAAGGCGAUGGCUCCAAUGUUGAGGAAAUCUGUCGCUCCUCAUCAUCAAUAAUACGCAUACGGAGAGCAAUUGUUUGAUCUGGAAACAACAGAUCAUGUCCACAAUUCGAGCUUUUGAUCUAGAACCCUUUCUCUUCGAGGAACAUGAUGUGCCACCUCGAUUGAUAGCUAUUGAAGGAACUUCCCAGCUGAAGAUGAAUCCAGAGUAUUUCCCAUGGAAAAGGCAAGAUCAGUUACUAGCCUUAUGGCUGCAAUCUUCACUCACAGAGAGUAUUUUAGGGCUUGUGGUUGGCCUCACUACCAACAAGCAGAUCUGGAAGGCAGGCCUUGGAAACUAGCUUUGCAAGUCAAUCCAAAGCCAAAAUGAUGGUGUACAAAAUGCAGCUGCAAUCGGUGAAGAAGGAUACUCUGUCCAUGAUAGAGUAUCUAGGAAAAAAAAUAUUGUGACCUUCUUGCUGCUGUUGGUUGCAAAGUUUCAGAAGAUGAUCAGAUUCUCUAUGCUCUCAACGGACUUGGUGGAUAGUAUGAUCCUGCGAUCGUUGCUAUUACAGCUAGAGUUGAUGGUUGGACUAUGCAAGAGGUAACUUCUUUAGAGAAAAUCGGGUUUCUAGGCCAAUUGGCCUUUAAAGUUACGCAAAUGUACCCACUCUGUUAUCUAUUCCAGUUAUAGGAAACACGCCAACCUCAUUGGCGUUUUGUUUUAGUGAAAACGCCAACUAAGAUGGCGUUUUAUAAUGUCUCGUAUUUUGCCCGUAUUGUCUCCCAUUACAGUUACGUUAAAACACGCCAAUUGUGUUGGCGUUUACUACCUAAAAACGCCAAUUGCGAAGGCGUGUUUAUGAAAUAAAAAACACCGACGGAAAUUGCGUAUUUUCUAAAAGACGCCUUCGAAGUUGGCGUCUUUAAGUACAGAAACGCCAACUACAUUGGCGGGUUUACAUAAAAAACGCCAACCCCAAUGGCGGGUUUUUACAGACUGUUAUAGCAGCCCCUCAUCUUCCAAAUCGCGAAAAACACACACCACACACCAUUCGCGAUUUUCCAUAGUAGCAGCGCCUCUCGUCGGGAAUUCCUCCUACUCUCCGUGAUUUCGCCCUCCAUUUAUCAAUCGGUGCUAGUUUUCCCCAAAAUCUUCCAAUUUAUUUGGUAAUUUAUGGCAUCUUCUUCAACUUCUCGUCGUCGGCUCUUAUGUGGUCCUGAGGACCCCUCCGUAUUAUAUCUGCAGAGACAACACGUCUCUAAUAACAUAUGGGCAGGAGUGCCAUCAGAAGACGUACGGUGUAGAAGAUACGAAGGAAUCAUAUGGGAUGUUCCCAUAAAUCCUCGUGUUUUGGCGGUUAUAGAUGAGAUGGGGUUCGGCGGGAUGUUGAGGUGUGGUCAACCGAAAGACAUUGACCACCAUCUUAUCACCGCUUUGAUCGAACGUUGGAGGCCUGAGACUCAUACGUUUCAUUUUCCAGUCGGUGAAGCGACUGUGAGCUUAGAAGACGUGGAGGUCUUAUGGGGCCUCAAAACUGACGGUGAGCCUCUGACGGGUUACAUCCCCACUAAGGGUGUCGGAUAUUGGAAGAAUGUUUGUUUGGAUUUUCUUGGCUUUAUUCCAGAUGCAGUUGAUCUAAAAGAAAUGAACUGGAAGCAGACAAGCUUAUCAAACCAACUGCGGAUUGAGCUGAGUGAUGACCACGAGCAAUACAUGUACAAUCAACGUGCUCGUGUGUAUUGUCUGCUAUUACUGGGUGGUCUACUGAUCCCGAACGCCACCGGUAAUAAAAUUCCCUUCUUCUACCUUCAGUUUUUCAUGGAUAUAGAACAAUGUGGUAGCUAUAGCUGGGGAGGUGCGACUCUUGCCUGCUUGUACCACAAUCUAUGUGAAGCUGCACUUGGUAAGAGGACCGAUGUCGGGGGAGCUCUUACAUUGUUACAGCUGUGGGCUUGGGAGAGAAUCCCAAUUAUUAGACCGCAGAUACUGAACCCCACGCCCGUAGACUACUUACCAUGUGCAGUCGCGUAAGUUGUCCACUAAUUACUUUUUUAAGCAUAAUUGUUAUUGAUUUUUGUGUUGUUCGCUCAUAAUUUAAUUUUUGUAGCAAUACCAAUUUUCCAAACAAGUCUUUUUACCAUGAUGCCUUUAUGAUUCUGCAAAAGAUUCUUUCUAACAUGUACCAAGCAAAAUCGGUGAUGCCCCACAUUGGGUUCUUCUUUCCAUAUGGGAGAAUUCAUUGCAUCUAUGAUUCCCACAUGCCUAUCUGAUAUUACACAUAUUUCAUGCUUU